AAUCCAUAAACCCCAAACCGGACCUCCGCCCUCUGAAUGGCUCUUCAGAGUUCAGCUUCUGACGGCGACGGCAAGGCCGAUCGCUACACGGUCUUCAUCGAUACAAACCUCGACACUCACCUGGCUAUUAUCGCUUACGACGCCGACACUGUUUCUGAUCUCAAAAAGAGAAUUAUGUUGGAACACCCAUUGUGCUUUCCAAAGAUCGGACACAUACAGAUCCAUGCCAUAAAGGUAAAGCGCAAGGGCUACUUUUAUCACCUAUCAGAUUCCAUGAUGGUGAGAAGUGCCUUUAAUGGGUUCAACAGGAGCUGGUUUCUUAGUAUUGAUGCAUCUGCAGUAACAGAGAAUGAAAAACCCCAGAUUUCAGAUUCUCCUGAUUCUACUAACGAGUUAGCUUGUCAUGGCAUUGCAAAUAAUGCUUCAAUUGGUGCUAUUGAUAUUCCUCUCCGUUAUCCUUCUAAAAGGGCAUCUGACUUCAACUGUUUCAAAUUGCCACAAUUAGAGAACGGACACGGUGAAAAGGAAGUUCCUCUUGUUAGCCCACGUGUGUCAGAACAUAGUGGAAAAGGGGUUGUUGAUGAAUUGGAGACAGGUGUCAAACUCUCUGGCGCUGGUGACACUCUGCCAACUGGUUUGAUUCCCGCAUGUGAGGGAGAUGGAUUCAGCAAAGGAAAUAAAGAUGAGAACAAUUUAUAUGAUGAAGGAACCUUAAAACCUUUGCCAGGUGCAAAGAAAAAACGCAAGAGUAUUGAGGAAAAGGAAGACACAGUACAGGAACAUGCUUGUAAGGACAAUAAUGCUUCUGUUCUGGGACCUGGUAUAUCAACAGCUGAGCAGGAAGGUAAUUUAGUCGCUGAAAACCCUUCAGAGAAUGCGAGCAGAGGUGAACUAGGUGGGAAUUCAAAGAAUACAAGUUUUGUAGUACAGAUGUCAAAUGAUGCAGUUAAGGAAACUGAAGCUCCAAAGGAGCAUGCUGAAUGCAAGGAUAACAGUAAGGAAAACAUUGAUGGUGAGUAUGUCAAGCCCAUGGCAGAGCCUUCACGUGAAUCUACUGUAAGUAAAAAAUAUAAGAAAAGAAAGGGAUCCUUGACUCUUGAUUUAGAAGAUGAGAUGCAGAAGGUAGACGAUGCAUGUCAGCAGGCUGAUGUACACAGGCCUGAUGAAGAGGAAAAGAAAAUUGAAGAACCAAGUGAACAGGUUGAAACUAACAAUGAUAAAUCUGGGGGUAGGAUUGAAUUUCAGCAUGAUAAGGUAUCUAAAGAACCUUCACAUGCUGGAUCUCCUGCAAAGAAAAAGCGGAAGGGAAAAGAGAGGGGUGGUUUUCAGAGUGCUUUGAAGGAAAAGAGAUCUUUGGUUGAUGAUUCUAAUAAAGAGAGCCUGAAGCCAGAGCAUGCAUCUCAGCACUCUUUGGAGGAUUUACCAAAGACUAUAGAUAGCAUUGCUGGCCAAUCAACGGAGCAAUGUGGUGAUGCUGAGCCACCGAGAACCAGUGUAAUAACUUCAAAGAGGAAGAGGAAGAAGAACUCAUCAAAUAAUCAAACAGACGCAAGUACUUCCAGGAAUGAUGAUGCAGAGGAUUCCAGGAUAUAUGGUGAAGGUGUGCAGGAGGAAAUACUCAAAGACGGUCAAAUCUCUAGAGGUAACAGUGCCAGUAAAAAUGCUGGUGACAACUCGGAAAUCAUAACAAACACAGCCAAAGAAGUCACUAUGUCUAAAGUGACAAGAACAGGAAAUUCUAAGGAUCAUUGUUCCAUUGAUGUGAGAAUGCAUCCUUCUGAUUUGGAGGGGACAAAGGAACUAACUGAGGGUAACGGCCUCCACAUGCAUCAGAAGGUUGACCUUGGCCAUUGUCAUUUAAGUGAUGAUAGUCAGACUGUGCCGGCUGAAGAAGGAAGAAAACCAUCUCCAUUAGAUGAUCCUAAGCAUUUGUUGUCUGAAAAUUGCAUGACAACCAACCAUAAUAAAGCGCAUGCUAACAUCAUAGGGUUAACCGAGACUUCAGAGGUUCCAAAGGAAAAUGAAACUACUGAAUGUGGAAAAUCAGAGAGGAAGAGAAGGAAGAAAAGAAAUGCCAAGGAUGCAGAUGGAGGAUCUUUACUUACAGAAGACUUUAGUCAUGUAGAUGCUUCUAAGAAUGGUACUGUUUUAAUGGAAUUGGAUCCUACCUCUGGAAAGACAACGAAAGAGGAAAAUCUUUUAAAUCAAACAGCAGGGAAAGAGGUACAUCCAGAAGAAAUGAACGGGACUUCAGAUAUUGAUAAGGAAGUAGAUGACAUUAACGUUGGCUCCAUGAAAAACAUCAGCAAAACUGAAGCUUAUGGUGAAAAUCUGAGUGAGAAAAGGAGCAAGAAAUCAAAGAAGAAACAAGCUUCUACCACAAAAGGUGUGCCAGAAAUGCCAACAAAGGAUCAAGUUCUUGAAGAGUCAUCACCCGCUUCUGACAGCAGACUAACUAUGGAACUGACAUCUAAAAAGAAAAAGAAAAGCAAGUCCACUAAUAAAUCAAGUGGACCAAUUUUGGAACAUGAGAGAGAUGUUCAAGCUGAACCUCCCCAUACUUCAUCAAAUGCGCCCAAAGGAAAUUACAAAUCCCAUUCUGGAGCUAAUGAAACUGCUAUAAAUUCAGUGUCUUAUUUUGAGCAUGAAGAUGAUAACCACUUGAAAACUCCCACCAAAAAGGACGAGAUUAAGGGGGAACAACAUAUUGCAUCUGGGCGAGAGGAGCAUAAAGAUGUAUCAGAUGAUAUUCUUGUUAACAAGAAUGGUGCAGAUAGAACAGAUAUGGAGCCAAUGACUGGAAAGGGCAGAAAAAUGUGCGAGGUAAUGAAAAGAAAUACUCGUAGUGGGAAAUUGAGCUCUGCAAAGAAAUUAUUGUCGAAGGUGGGCAAUGGGCUUGGGAUUGAUCCUGAUGAGAAGGAUCCAAAUGUGUGCAGAAUUGGACAAGAAGCUUCCUUGCCUAGUCAGUCUAAUAGUGUCACGUCCACCAUUGAAGAAGAUAAAAGGCCUCAAUUUAAGAAAUCUUCUGGGAAAAGUAUGAAUUUGGAGAAAAAUAGUGAAGCUUUUCCUGUAUCAAAUUGUAAAACCAAAGCCGUAAAGAAAAUGGUUCAAAAUAAAGCUCGAAAAGCUUCUGGGAAUAAUCCUGAGGGAGUGGUGAGUCAAAAAGAGCAAAAGAAGAAGUUGUUGUCGGGUACAAUUUUCAAGGAUGAUAGUAGUGGAACCUCUGAAGACAGAGAUGAACAAGCUCAUGACUCUAGUUCCAGCACUAGAAGUCCAUCAGAUGUUUCACUCCCGCCUGAUUACUCAGGUGAUGAUAGUGAUGCAGGUUCACAUGGCAGGACAGGACCGGAAACUGGUGGAGAAAGUAGCAUGAAAUCACGCUUGUCAGUCAAAAAAGGAGUGCCCCUAGAUAGCAUUCUUAGAAGCUCAAGCAGGUAUAAGAUGGCUAAACAGACGGCCUCUCAGUUUGAAGAAAGUGAAAGUCAACCUGUUGAUUUUGUUCCAGACAGCCAGGCAAACACAUAAAUGUUGAGAUUCCUGUCGUUCUUCGUUUGCUGCUACCGGUGUUUUCUCUGUAUUUUCAUUGCAGCUACAAGAUUUGGCUCAUAUGUUGGAUCAUGUAAGAAAAGCCGCCAAAAACUCUUUCUUAUGCUGGAGAGAAUUUCCUCUUGUCUCGAUUCAGCAUAGAAAAUUUUGUUUUGUUUAAACUCUUCAGACACCAUCAUGGGUCGAUUUUGUGUCUCAUUGUUGUGCCAAUGGGAACAGAUAUUUUGGUUUAAAUGUACUGAAUAUAGGUAGAAGGGGAUGUGGUUUAGGCUUGGAAGAACUGUUGAAUGACAAUGCGAAAAUGACAAUAUUUCAAGAUUCUGUUAACCCG
Molecule: messenger RNA, 3877 nt
Organism: Neltuma alba
Lineage: Eukaryota; Viridiplantae; Streptophyta; Magnoliopsida; Fabales; Fabaceae
Exons: 6
Coding region: 37-3525 (1162 amino acids)
Source: RefSeq, a predicted model, not a curated record